AUGUUCAGUUGGCCCAUUUUCUUUGCGCGCCUGGUGGGCAUGGCCACAGCAAUCUGGUCCGCCCUCCUUUUCCUCUCCAUGUCUCGCAGCCUGCUCACGGUGUGUUCAAGGUGCUUGCCUCGAAGAGGCGGAAGCUUUUGGUUUACCUUCCUGGACUGUCACAAGGACUUGCACAUCGAGUCGGACAAGGCGCUUUGCUUCUACUCCGCAGUUCACAUCCUCGGCCACACCAUCGGCACCGUCCCUGGCGUGUUGCAGAAAGAUGUCAGCCAGCUCAACGAGAUUUUGGGAUGCGCACAAGAUGACCCGCCUUAUGCUGACAAGCCCAUGAAUUUCACUGAAGCUGCCUUUUUGACCAUGUCUGGCCUGACUGGUGUACUGUUAACCCUGGUGCUGGUGGCUCUUGCACUCACAAGUCAGCCUAAGUUCCGUGCCCUCAGGUUCGAAAUCUUCUCGAAGAUCCACACGGUGGGCAUUGUAACCUGGCCGAUCCUCUUGUUUCUGCACGACUCACAGGGGUGGGUUGGCAUCAGCAUCCCCUUAGUGCUGGUUGUUUGCGGCCUUCCCAUCCUCCUCUACGUCUCAGCUCGGCUGGACCAGCUGCUCCGCUACUACCUCAACUCCGUGUCCUGCGUGCAGUUGUGUGCCCGGGGCCUGGAAAAACCGAAGCUGAAGGCGCCCUGGUGCAACUGGAGCUCUCGCGCCCAAGGUGCCUGUGGCGUUGGAAGGGGCACGCCUCUCUCUCUUGCUUAA
Messenger RNA from Symbiodinium pilosum, 753 nucleotides. The record is from the annotation of a GenBank genome assembly. NCBI's taxonomy places the organism in Eukaryota, Dinophyceae, Suessiales, Symbiodiniaceae.